CAACAACUAUCAGAAACAAUGGAAUUUUUCUUCUUGAAUGAUCUUCCAAUGACGGUUUAGUUGGCUCUUGAUGAUUUCCUUCUGCAUCAAAGUAAAAAUUCAGUUAGAUUCUACUUUGUUUUAGUUCUUUCCAUUUAUACUUUGUAUUAAUUCAAAAUAUGUCUUAACUUCAGGACAGUCUUGCUGAAGGGGGAUUGUAAGAUAAAAGGGAACGCCUCAAUAAUUUUUACCGUAUCACUCUCAUUCACGGUUAGCAUCAAGCUGCAUAACCCCAACACACAUUCACUAAAUUAAAGAAUAUUUAUUCGUAAAGCUUUGCAUGAAAUAGUAAUCAUGGAGAAAAAGCUCCGCCAAUUGAGGGAAAUGCGCCUCGUUCUGGCACCCGCACGAUCCGUGCUUCCCCGGCCGCCGGCCAGUCUGGAAACCAGGAGAUAGUGAUAGCGGAGCCCGAAGUUGAAGAUUCAUCCUCCGACGACGACAUUCCGCAAACAGUUACCGCUGCUUUGGCUGGCAAGCGCAGCCGCUCGGACCCUCGCACUGACCCAUGGGAAGAGGAUGAACCAAUCGCUGAUCGACUGGUUCGUCGCCGGUCCUCCAGACAAGCUAGGGAAGGAUCUUCGGCUGCUGGUGAAGGGACAUCUGCCUCGCAGGCCCAAGCGCCUACAGAUUCCGGUAAUCUUCCACCUCCUGCCAGUACUGCGUGUGAUGCGCAAUUGGCCUCAAUUCUGGUACAGGUCAUCGACGACAGCUCGCCUGAAUUAGAAGAAGGGACAACUCCUUCAAAAGCACAGCCUGAGGAACUGAUCGCCUCAUAACCCCUAGCACAAAUAGCGUUUGAUCCACUUCCCGAUGAAGCAGCUCAAGACCCUACACCGAUAGCAAUCCUGCCCGAGCCUCCGGUCGUAGAGAGUUCUGGUCCUGCUGAGGAAGCAGUUAUCCCUGCGGAAGUACCUGUCGCUGACCCUGCUGAACCAGUCAGUGAAGACAUGGUGAUUCAGGAGCCUGCCCCCCACGCUCUUGAAGUAGAAGAAGGGGUGAAUGCUGAACCAGAGCCGGAAGUAGCCCCUAUUAUGGAGCCUCAGGAAGCCCCCACUACUGCUGCUGUUCCAAGUCCAUUGCCUGAGCCUCCUUCCAGAUUGGAAAGGCUUGUUCGCCUACUCAAAGUGGCCUCUCCCGGAGUUAUAGAUGAAGCAAGGGAUGGGCUGCAACGCCUUCCGAGUCCCGAGAUCCUACUACCGGGUGCGUCUGCCAGAGCUCAGGAAUACUUGAUGGUUCUCAACCGCGAGCGAACCAUCACUGAGGCUGAGUUUACCGAGAUAUAUGAGCUACUACAAAACCUUCCCAAGCAGAUUAAUGAAAGAGCAACCGCAACUGCACAGUCCAGGCAUGCUCAGGCCCACUAUCGGGGCCUCACGCAACAGACAGAUGCUUCUCGCGACCUUCUGGGAGAUAGGGCUAUCCUUGUUAGAGAUUUGCGAAUUAUGCAAAAUCGUCUUCGGACCCAAAUCGAGGAACUUCAAGCCCAAUUGACAGCGGUCACGGCCCGACUUGAACAUGAGGAACCUUUGCUAGAGCAGCCUCUAGCGGCCUUCGAAGCAUUGUCUCAAGAGUUAGCUCAAGCUCGUGAAGCCUCUCGUCAAGCAGAACGAGUUGCUGCCGACACUAGUUUUUGUCUGGACGAACACCUACUUCGCUUGACCCAUGCGGGCCGAAAAAUUUAGGCCUCUUAUAUCAGGCCCUUUUGUAUGAACAAUAUUAUUAUGUUAAA
Molecule: messenger RNA, 1768 nt
Organism: Rosa chinensis
Lineage: Eukaryota; Viridiplantae; Streptophyta; Magnoliopsida; Rosales; Rosaceae
Exons: 5
Coding region: 987-1721 (244 amino acids)
Source: RefSeq, a predicted model, not a curated record